Chaetomium globosum CBS 148.51 is the source of this 1452-nucleotide messenger RNA. RefSeq lists its product as uncharacterized. The record is from RefSeq and is a predicted model, not a curated record. Gene Ontology annotation, cellular component: Golgi apparatus. The transcript is spliced from 3 exons. NCBI's taxonomy places the organism in Eukaryota, Fungi, Ascomycota, Sordariomycetes, Sordariales, Chaetomiaceae. The coding region runs from base 1 to 1452 and encodes 483 amino acids.
AUGUCUCGGAUACAGAUCCCGGUCGAGCUGUUGACAUCUCGCUUCAAUCUCGGGGACCGCUUCGCCAGCAUGCGCUCCGGAUCGCUGGCUAGCCGCUUCUCGAAUAUGCGGCCGCUCUCCGAGUUCUUUGACGUGAAGCGCAUCAACAAGCCGGCCAACUUCCCCGAAAUGCAGUCGCGCAUUAACUACAACCUCGGCUACUAUUCAAGCAACUAUGCCGUCGUCUUUUCCAUGCUCUGCAUCUACAGCCUGCUCACGAAUUUCUGGCUGCUUUUCGACAUCGUCUUCGUCUCCGUCGGCAUGUUCAUCAUUGGCAAGCUCGAGGGUCGCGACCUCGAAUUUGGUGAGCAGCGCUUCUCGACAGUGCAACUAUACACGGGUCUCUACGUCAUCGCCAUUCCGAUCGCCCUCAUCUCGGGCGUCUUUGGCAUGAUGAUGUGGCUGAUCGGCGGUCUAGGUGGUCGGCCGCGAGCUCCCAAACCUGCGCCCCAAUGGGGAAGACCAUCAAGGCGCGAGCGGAGGAAUGAGGCGCGCAACGGGGAAGAGGAGAGGUGGUGGGAUUUUGGCCAGCGAGUCGAGGAGCUGGAUAGUGAGGGUGAUUUUGAUACACAGGGAGUUGGGUCGACCUCGACGGCAUUGACCCGUCGGGUCACCAGUGAUUCGCUUCGAUUCACGGGGAUGGAUAUGGGCGACGGGGUUGGUAAUACUCGGUCACGGAAGGCGUAUGCAUAUCAGAACGGGGAGGAUGAUGACACGACAGAUAACUCAGAAGAAGGCUCGGACGGCGAGGACGGCGUCCGAAUGGCCUUGGUAGAUCCGGAGGAGGAAGCACUGGCCGAUGCUGCGAUGGCCCGUAUACGAAAGGCCCACGCCAAGGGCAGGCAAGACGUCAAGUUGAGCAAGGAAGAAUUGGCCGCGUACCAGCGGCGACUGCAGCGCAUGGAGGACGAGGGGCGCAGACAACGGCGCGAUCAACGGGUUGCUAUCCCCAUCUCGCAACUGGGGCCCGGUCCACAAAGACAAUCGGUGGAAGACGACAGCCCUCCGCCCUCACAGCAACUCUCGCCGGAACCGGGGGCAGAGCGACAGGAGCCCUCUCCUGCCAAUGGGGUAUUUCUCGCUCCUUUCCUCGCGCAGCCACACUCGCCCAGGGCGCACCUCAUCUCGACUCGCCGAGCCGGAGUGCCGCUGACAGAGACCCGAGCUCAUCGCCAUUCACAUAUACCUAUGUGCGCGGCGAUCAGCCGUCCAAUUCUCGCCAGCCUUCCGAUUCGGCAAGUAGUAGGCCGCUUUCCACUGCCGAGCCGGCCCGGGGCGCGCCUGUGCGAGAACCAGCAUCGCCGACGUGGACGGACAUUUACGCCCAGCUACGGUUCCGGCCCGGCUGGCGGCCCGAGUCGCAGGCACAGCGGCGGACCCAGGGAAGCCCGAAUUGUCCGACGAGGACGGUGA